AUGCUCGGCGUCACUGAAGUAGAAGGAGGAUUACACACUGAGCCUACCAUCACGGCCAGCAGUGAGCCGCUGGUCGAGUUGAAAAGGAAAAUCAAAUCAAAAGGAGAAGAGAACCCUCCCAAUUCCAUCACCGCAACAGCAGAGAAAGCCGAAGAGGGCCAAAAGUCUCUGAUCGGUAGGGACGCCAUAGGGCGUGCACGCGCAACAUUUAUUAACGACAUCCACAUCUGGCCACAGAGCGUGCUGGACUUUGACCUGCAGUCAUUCAAGAAGAUAGCCUCGCUCCUAUGGCUUGCCGAGGAGCGUCUCGACAAGCUCUACCACCCUGCGCGCAACAUUUCGAAGAACCCUUCUGCUUGUCCCUCUGAAUUUCCUCGAAGUUGA
Messenger RNA from Diaporthe amygdali, 384 nucleotides. RefSeq lists its product as uncharacterized. The record is from RefSeq and is a predicted model, not a curated record. Lineage: Eukaryota; Fungi; Ascomycota; Sordariomycetes; Diaporthales; Diaporthaceae. The transcript is spliced from 3 exons. The coding region runs from base 1 to 384 and encodes 127 amino acids.